GGACUAAACUGUCAAAAAAAACUGAUAAUUUAACUUCCUCGGUGAAAAAUAGUCCGACUGCAUAAAAGCAGUGCGCCUCCCACCAACGGUCUUUCCAGUCGCAUGCUGCAGUCGAGUACAGACCAUGUCUAGCGAGCCUGCUGAGUUCAACAGCUCAAGCGAAAGAGACCAUGGGGGGCCCGAUGGAAUGGAGCCCGAUGGCAUUAUCGAGAGCAAUUGGAACGAGAUUACGGACAACUUUGACGACAUGAACCUGAAGGAGACCCUCCUCAGGGGAAUAUAUGCGUAUGGUUUUGAGAAACCAUCUGCCAUUCAACAGAGGGCAAUCAUUCCCUGCAUCAAAGGCUUUGAUGUCAUUGCUCAAGCCCAGUCAGGCACUGGCAAGACGGCCACGUUUGCCAUCUCUAUCUUGCAGCAGCUGGACAUAGAGCAGAAGGAGACUCAGGCUCUGGUGUUGGCUCCCACCAGGGAGCUGGCUCAGCAGAUCCAGAAAGUAAUUCUGGCUCUGGGUGACUACAUGGGGGCAUCAUGCCAUGCCUGCAUUGGCGGGACCAAUCUCCGUAACGAAAUACAGAAGCUCCAGGCUGAGGCCCCUCACAUAGUGGUGGGCACACCAGGGCGCGUGUACGACAUGCUUAACAGGGGACAUCUGUCCCCAAAAUGGAUCAAGAUGUUUGUUUUGGAUGAAGCUGAUGAAAUGUUAAGUCGAGGCUUCAAAGACCAGAUCUAUGAGAUCUUUCAGAAACUGAGCACAAACAUUCAAGUGGUCCUGCUCUCUGCUACCAUGCCGGAAGAUGUGUUGGAGGUGACCAAGAAGUUCAUGCGAGAGCCCAUUCGCAUCUUGGUGAAGAAAGAAGAGCUUACCCUCGAGGGUAUCAAGCAAUUUUACAUAAAUGUGGAGCGAGAGGAAUGGAAGCUGGACACCCUGUGUGAUCUGUAUGAGACUCUCACCAUCACCCAGGCUGUCAUCUUCCUCAACACGAGGAGAAAAGUCGACUGGUUGACUGAGAAGAUGCAUGCCAGAGACUUCACAGUCUCCGCUUUGCAUGGCGAUAUGGACCAAAAGGAGCGUGAUGUCAUUAUGAGGGAGUUUAGGUCUGGCUCAAGCAGAGUGUUGAUCACAACUGAUCUUCUGGCUCGUGGGAUUGAUGUCCAGCAGGUUUCCCUGGUCAUUAACUAUGACCUUCCUACAAACCGAGAGAACUACAUUCAUAGAAUUGGUCGUGGUGGCCGUUUUGGCAGAAAAGGAGUUGCUAUCAACUUCGUCACUGAGGAAGACAAGAGGAUUCUUCGGGACAUCGAGACGUUUUACAAUACAGCUGUGGAGGAGAUGCCAAUGAAUGUGGCCGACCUGAUUUGAGCCCCGAUUUUGUUUGGCUUUUUUUUCCUUUAAAAGCAGUGAUAGCGAUCGUCCACUUGCAUUGUGCUUAUAUUAUACGAGGGGAAAAAACUUCUCAAUGCUAAACCUUGGAUCAGAAUUGUGGUUUUAACAGCGAGGUGACUUUGAUGGUGGUCCGUAGAUUCUAACCUUGACAGCUGGCUGGUUGGAGCUACAAAAAGCCAUGGGGUCUGAAAACAUUAAGGUUCUUAUCAGGUUUUUCUUUCCGUGUUCAAUUAAUAUGUGUGUAUUUGAUGUUCUCCACCAUUUAGUAACUUACUUGUGGACUAAAAGGUAUAAGUGCUGUAUACAGUCUGCUAAUUAUGUAAUUGUAACAUGCGUGCGGUGUAUUAUGCAUGAGGCACUCGUUAGGUUAUACUGUAGAUUCACUUGUGUUCUUAUCUUUUGGAAAUGUGUUAAUUCAUAUCCAACUUGCUCCAUCGGAAUUCCUCACUGUUUGACUAUAUUUUGCUGGUGUAUUAACCCCUAUAACAGUAUAUUGCUACCCUCCUUACGACUUUUCAGGUUUCCUCUGCCCUAGAAUUGUAUGGAAGUCUUAAUAAAGUGAAAUUGCUGUAAAAA
Molecule: messenger RNA, 1960 nt
Organism: Scophthalmus maximus (turbot)
Lineage: Eukaryota; Metazoa; Chordata; Actinopteri; Pleuronectiformes; Scophthalmidae
Gene: eif4a2
Product: eukaryotic translation initiation factor 4A, isoform 2
Exons: 11
Coding region: 125-1360 (411 amino acids)
Biological process (GO): cytoplasmic translational initiation
Cellular component (GO): cytoplasmic stress granule
Molecular function (GO): translation initiation factor activity; RNA helicase activity; ATP binding
Source: RefSeq, a predicted model, not a curated record